Messenger RNA from Alosa alosa (allis shad), 4507 nucleotides. It is a transcript of the gene rbl1, whose product is annotated as retinoblastoma-like 1 (p107). Gene Ontology annotation, molecular function: RNA polymerase II transcription regulatory region sequence-specific DNA binding. Lineage: Eukaryota; Metazoa; Chordata; Actinopteri; Clupeiformes; Clupeidae. Gene Ontology annotation, cellular component: nucleus; transcription regulator complex; chromatin. Bases 92 to 3301 code for a protein of 1069 amino acids. Gene Ontology annotation, biological process: negative regulation of G1/S transition of mitotic cell cycle; cell differentiation; regulation of transcription by RNA polymerase II. The transcript has 22 exons. The record is from RefSeq and is a predicted model, not a curated record.
UCGGAGGUUUGGGGGUAGGAACUGGUUUCUUGAGACCGUGCGUUGUUUAUUUACAUUUCUAGUGUGUGUCGUCCUAGAAAACCGUUUCAAAAUGCGAGGAGACGAAUCUGAUUCAGAGUCUGGGAAAACAGAUGAUAGUUCUGUUCGAAAGAGUCUCGAAGCCCUUUGUCAAGAGCUGAAUAUGGACGAAGAAACAGCAACUGAAGCCAUGCAAAACUUCACUGCGAUUUGGAAUACAUAUACCCUAGAGGGUGAAGUUGUUCACUGGCUGGCGUGCUCUCUGUAUGCAGCCUGCAGAAAGGGCUCCACUCCUACUGUGGGCAAAGGGCUCAUGGAGGGCAACUGUGUGUCUCUGACCAGAAUCCUCAGGUCCUCCAAACUGAGCUUGAUUCAGUUCUUCAGCAAAAUGAAGAAAUGGUCAGACAUGUCAAGCCUGUCCCAGGAUUUCCGCAAUCGCAUCAGGCGCCUGGAAAGGAACUUUGAAGUGUCCACGGUGAUCUUCCGGAAGUUUGAGCCCAUCUUCAUGGACAUGUUCCAGGAUCCUCAAGGGGAGCCACCCCGCCAGCCAAGAAGCAGAAAACACAGGCGACUUCCCUGUCACGUUAGUGAUGUCUUCAAGUUCUGCUGGACACUUUUCGUGUACACCAAGGGUAAUUUCCAAAUGAUUGGAGAUGACUUGGUGAACUCCUAUCACCUCCUGCUGUGUUGUCUGGACUUGGUGUUUGGUAAUGCCAUGCUCUGCUCAAACAGGAAGGACCUCAUCAACCCUCUCUUCAAAGGGCUACCCAAAGACUGGCCUGACGUGGCAGCCUCCCCCGGGGAGCCCCCCUGUGUGAUCGACAAGCUGUGUGAGCUGCACGACGGCCUAGUGGUGGAGGCCAAGGGCAUCAAGGAGCACUACUUCAAGCCCUACAUCAAGCGCCUCUUUGAGAGAAAGAUACUGAAAGGAAAUGACGACAACUUGACCGAACUGCUAGAUACUUCGAACUUCAUCGAUAACAACAAAGCCAUUAACCGUGAGUAUGAAGAGUACGUUCUGACCGUGGGGGACUUUGACGAGCGUGUGUUCCUGGGAGCCGAUGCAGACGAGGAGAUCGGGACGCCUCGCAAGGUCAUGACUGAGUCGACGGGGGGACACCUCUCGGCCAGGAUGCAGGUGGAGUCCAACCUGCAGCAACACUUUGAGAAGACGCGCUCUCUGGCGCCCUCUACUCCCCUGACUGGGCGACGCUACCUGAAGGAGAAGGAGAUACUAGUGACACCAGUCUCCUCCGCCACCCAGAGCGUGAGUCGGCUGCAGAGCAUGGUGACCGGCCUGCGCAACGCACCCAGCGAUGCCCUGCUCAACAUCUUCAAGACGUGCUCUCGUGAUCCCACUGAGACCAUUCAGAACCGUGUGAAGACCCUGGGGGAGACCUUCAAACAGAAUUACACCAAACAGACUGACGACAUGCCUGGUUCACACAUGGAUUUUGCAGAAAACAGAUUAAAAUUGGCGGAAAUCCUGUACUACAAGAUUCUGGAGAAUAUCAUGGUUCUGGAGAUGAAGAGGCUCCAGGGAAAAGACAUGGCUGUGUUGCUGGAGCAGGACAUUUUCCACUGCUCCCUGAUGGCCUGCUGUCUGGAGGUGGUGCUCUUUGCCUACAGUUCCCAGAAGACCUUUCCCUGGAUCAUUGAAGUCUUCAAACUGCAACCAUAUUACUUCUAUAAGGUGAUUGAGGUGUUCAUCCGCUCAGAGGAGGGCCUGUCCAGGGACAUGGUGAAGCACCUGAACAGUAUUGAGGAGCAGGUGCUAGAGAGCAGGGCCUGGAGCCGCCACUCAGCCCUGUGGGACGCCCUCAAGGCCGCCAACAACAAGGUCCCCACGGUGGAGGAGGUGAAUUUCCCCAGUAACUUCGACACAGGCAACAGCGGUGGUGGUGGUGGUGCUGGUGGUGGCCCUGCUCACUUGCCCCUGGUGGCCCUGUCCCCCAUCAUCCACCCCCGCAUCCGCGAGGUGCGCACCGGCCUGGGGGGCAGCGCCCGCAAAGACAUUCCACAGUCGCCCAUCUCCCUGCACGACCGCUACAGUUCUCCUGCUGCAGGCAGUGCCAAGCGACGGUUGUUUGGGGACGACGCUCAGCCCCAGUCGCCCAUCAAGCGGAUCUCGGUGACGCCCAUCAAGAUCAUCCCCACGUGCCACGAGGCCACCUUCACCACCCAGUCCACCUUCACCAGCCAGUCCACCACCAUGCUCUCCAUGACGGCCAGCAACGGCCAGCAGCUCAACAUACCCAUCCCAAAUGUGAAGAGCGACGGCAUGGGGGGCAUUACGGUGAUCCAGGUGCAGUCGAGCGACGUGACCCCCCUCACGGCUCAGGUGCUGCUGACUGCCUCCCCCAGUCGUCCCGUGGCGCCCCCGAUCUCCGCGCCGCCCGCCGCCGACCCCCAAUCCAACAGGCCGCGGCGUACCGGCUCCCUGGCGCUCUUCUUCAGGAAGGUGUAUCAUUUGGCCAGCGUGCGUCUGCGGGACCUGUGUCUGAAGCUGGACAUCUCUCCGGAGCUACGGGGGAAGAUCUGGACGUGCUUCGAGCACUCCAUCUUACAGAGCACCGAGCUCAUGAAGGACCGGCACCUGGACCAGCUGCUGCUCUGUGCCGUCUACAUCAUCUCAAAGAUAACAAAAGAGGACCACACCUUCCAGGACAUCAUGAAGUGCUACCGCAGCCAGCCACAAGCCAGCAGUCAUGUGUACCGCAGUGUCCUCCUGAGGAGGGUCUACAUAGAGGCGGCGGUGGCGCUGGACGAGAACAUGGAGGUUGACCAGCCUGUGGAGGAGGUGGACGGAAGUAAAAAUGGCGAGAGCACAGCUAAUGGCGAGCGUGAAUCAGAAGAGGAGCGAGGUGACCUCAUUCAAUUCUACAACUCUCUGUACGUCCUGAAGAUGAAAGGCUUCGCCCUCAAAUAUGCCACGCCGAGCACUGACAGCCGGAUGGAGGCGCCCCCGUUGUCUCCGUUCCCGUCGGUGCGAGCGCAGCCCCUGUCCCCUCGUCGUAUCUCCCAGAGGCACUCCAUCUACAUCUCCCCCCACAAGAACGGCGCCUGCCUCACCCCCAGCUACACCUACAAGUUCAGCGGCAGCCCCUCCAAGGAGCUGAGUGACAUCAACCGGAUGAUCCGUCAGGGUGGGGUGAACAGGAAGCGGGCGUUCACCAUGGAGGGGGACGAGACGGAGUCGCCCACCAAGCGCCUGUGCCAGGAGAGCGAGGACGUACUGCUCAAACGCCUGCAGGACGUGGUGAGCGAGCGGGCACACCACUGAGCUGUGAUGAGGCUGAACCCACACUCCUGGUGCCCCCCAGACCCCUGAUUGGCCCCAACAGGCCCUGCCUGCCCCAAGUGCCCCUCCAGCUACCCACCCCUCUAACAGCAUAGAACCAGCACCCUGCUUCAACAAACACUUUGACUUUCUCCAGAACUCCGGCUUAGCUACUGCUAAUAAUCAUGCACAAAAAAGACCCACAAUAUUACAGUCUACUACAGGAAGCAAUGGGCUUCCGCUAGUCCCCUUCCUCUUUUUUGGUGGUCGUAUGGGGUUGAAUGAUUGAGGGUAAUCAUCAGACUGUGGGUUCCUGAAAUAACACUUCUGUACGCUAACGCCCCCCUGCAGACAUCAGCGCCAAUCAUGUCGACACGCAUCUGUCUGGCGCUCUACAGUCGUCAUCUGUAGGAGAUCAAGGUCAAACAGCCGAUGUCUAACCCUCUGAGACUACUGCUCCCAGUCGGGGGGCAGUUCUCUCUCGUUUCACACUCUGAGGUGGGCUGCGUACUCCUUGUUUAGGUCGUUUCGUGCUGCGCUCUUAGCAGAAUGGGCCUUGUCUCUGAGACCCGCUGCGGCCCCCUGUUCGACAGAACCCUUUGAGCUGCUUUCAAACAUGCAGCAUUUUCCACUAUUGUGUAGCAUCUACACUGUUGUUUUAUAAAAAAAUGUAUUGUUUGUAAAAGUGUUUUAAUUAAGGAGAUUGUGUAUUGUGGUUUAAGUACUCUCCCUCCAUCCAAUGCAAAAAUGUGUUUUUUGGAGUCAAGUUUAAUUCAUUGAGUAAUUUCUUGUCUGGAGUAUAAAAUCACAUUUUGUUGUGUAAAAAAAAAGCCCUACAAAAGUUGUAACUUGUAAUCAGUGUGUUUGAGUUGUUUUUGUUUUUUUAAUUAUUAUUAUUUCUGCAAGUGUAGAACUUCCUCUGGGACAUUUUAUAAUAGGCAUAUUUCUGCUUCAUUUUACACCUGUGCUACCUUUUGUGUCGGAUGGCUCGCCAAGUCCCUUUUCAAAUGUCUGUUCAACCUCUUAAAGGAAAUCCUUCUUACAUUUGAAUCUGUGCUGUUUUAGUCUUAAGCAAAAUAUCUGUACUAAACAGUGCCUUUUAUAUGUACACAGACAUGUGUGCCCAGUUGAAGUGAAAUGUGUUUUGUAACUAACACAUUACUUUACAGAACAUAUUCAGCCCAUUAAUAAAACUUCAGUUAUCCCACA